Triticum aestivum (bread wheat) is the source of this 738-nucleotide messenger RNA. RefSeq names its product histone H2B.1-like. The transcript has a single exon. Lineage: Eukaryota; Viridiplantae; Streptophyta; Magnoliopsida; Poales; Poaceae. Gene Ontology annotation, cellular component: nucleosome. Gene Ontology annotation, molecular function: protein heterodimerization activity; structural constituent of chromatin; DNA binding. The coding region runs from base 89 to 553 and encodes 154 amino acids. The record is from RefSeq and is a predicted model, not a curated record.
UCCCCAAUUCCAUAUCCGCCACCCACCUUCCCCUGCACACAACUCUCCACCGUAGCCCCCAAUCCCCACCCAUCUUCCCGGAGCAGCGAUGGCCCCCAAGGCGGAGAAGAAGCCGGCGGCGAAGAAGCCCGCGGAGGAGGAGCCCGCGGCGGAGAAGGCCGAGAAGACCCCUGCCGGGAAGAAGCCCAAGGCCGAGAAGCGGCUGCCGGCGGGCAAGAAGACCGCCUCCAAGGAGGGCGGCGGCGAGAAGAGGGGCCGGAAGAAGGGCAAGAAGAGCGUGGAGACCUACAAGAUCUACAUCUUCAAGGUGCUGAAGCAGGUGCACCCCGACAUCGGCAUCUCCUCCAAGGCCAUGUCCAUCAUGAACUCCUUCAUCAACGACAUCUUCGAGAAGCUCGCCGGCGAGGCCGCCAAGCUCGCCCGCUACAACAAGAAGCCCACCAUCACCUCCCGGGAGAUCCAGACCUCUGUCCGCCUCGUCCUCCCCGGGGAGCUCGCCAAGCACGCCGUCUCCGAGGGCACCAAGGCCGUCACCAAGUUCACCUCCUCUUAGAUUCCGUUGCCUGUAUCUAGUACCAGAUGUGGUUGUUCACUCUGGUUAUCGCCAAGUAGAAGUAGUGCUAGUGCUGGAUGGGAGUUGCUGAAUGCUUACCGAUGCUUCGUUCGCUGUAAGAACAGAAUUAUGAACCUUAUGGUGCCGCUUUUGCAAGCUGAGAUUUAGCAGCGUUGCUUAUGAUC